This is a messenger RNA of Ziziphus jujuba (common jujube), 1998 nucleotides long. Its product is annotated as sugar transport protein 13. Bases 134 to 1735 code for a protein of 533 amino acids. Lineage: Eukaryota; Viridiplantae; Streptophyta; Magnoliopsida; Rosales; Rhamnaceae. The record is from RefSeq and is a predicted model, not a curated record. Gene Ontology annotation, cellular component: membrane. Gene Ontology annotation, biological process: monosaccharide transmembrane transport. Gene Ontology annotation, molecular function: monosaccharide transmembrane transporter activity. The transcript has 5 exons.
UUCUUCUACCACAUUAUAUCUCCAGUACUACACGCUGUGUAAUCCAAUUAUCCAAACACGUCCUCGAAUUCUUUUGUUCUUGUAGAGAGAGAGAGAGAGAGUUUGAGUUUGAUCGGAAGAAGACACUGAAACCAUGCCGGCGGCAGGAUUUUCGGCCAGUUCGGCCGGAACGGAGUUCGAGGCGAAGAUCACUCCGAUCGUGAUUAUUUCAUGCAUAAUGGCGGCUACCGGAGGGCUCAUGUUUGGUUACGAUGUCGGUAUUUCAGGUGGAGUGACUUCUAUGCCGUCAUUCUUGAAGAAAUUCUUCCCAGUGGUACACAGGAAGAUACAGGAAGGAGAUGAUAAAAAUUACUGCAAGUAUGAUAAUCAAGGACUCCAAUUGUUCACCUCCUCACUUUACCUUGCCGGUUUAACCGCGACUUUCUUCGCCUCUUACACAACAAGGAGGCUGGGAAGAAGAUUAACCAUGUUGAUCGCUGGGGUUUUCUUCGUCUUAGGUACCGUUAUUAACGCUGCUGCUCAAGACCUUGCCAUGCUCAUCAUCGGUAGAAUCUUGCUUGGUUGCGGUGUGGGUUUCGCCAAUCAGGCUGUGCCACUGUUCCUCUCGGAAAUUGCUCCUACAAGAAUACGUGGAGGGCUGAACAUACUGUUCCAACUUAAUGUUACUAUUGGCAUUCUUUUGGCAAACCUAAUCAAUUACGGCACUGCCAAAAUCGAAGGUGGAUGGGGUUGGAGGCUUUCAUUGGGUUUGGCAGGCAUUCCUGCUGGUCUUCUAACAGUAGGGUCUCUUCUAGUGGUGGACACUCCCAACAGUCUCAUUGAGCGUGGUCGUUUGGAAGAAGGAAAAGCUGUACUCAAAAAGAUCAGAGGCGUUGACAAUGUUGAUCCUGAGUUCAGGGAACUUGUUGAUGCAAGUGAAAUUGCUAAACAAGUGAAGCACCCUUUCAGAAAUCUCCUGAAGCGUAGGAAUCGUCCCCAGCUAGUCAUUUCUGUUGCUCUUCAGAUCUUCCAACAAUGUACGGGAAUCAAUGCGAUCAUGUUUUAUGCGCCAGUCCUCUUCAACACCUUGGGAUUUGGCGGUGAUGCUUCCCUUUACUCAACUGUAAUUACAGGAGCAGUGAAUGUUCUCUCCACCGUUGUUUCGAUCUAUUCGGUAGACAAAGUGGGUCGUAGGAUGCUCUUAUUGCAAGCGGGAGUUCAGAUGUUCUUGUCCCAAACGGUGAUAGCAAUAAUACUAGGAUUGAAGGUCACAGACACAUCUGAUAGCCUUAGCAAAGGCAUUGGAAUAUUUGUUGUUGUCAUGGUCUGCACUUUUGUGUCUGCUUUUGCCUGGUCUUGGGGACCUUUGGGGUGGCUGAUACCCAGUGAGACAUUCCCGUUAGAGACCAGAUCGGCGGGGCAAAGUGUUACCGUCUGUGUCAACUUGCUCUUCACUUUUGUUAUAGCACAGGCUUUUCUGUCCAUGCUUUGCCAUUUCAAGUGGGGUAUCUUUUUGUUCUUCUCCGGUUGGGUUCUGAUCAUGUCGACCUUCGUGCUGUUUCUGCUGCCGGAGACGAAGAACAUUCCAAUCGAAGAGAUGACAGAUAGAGUAUGGAAGCAGCACUGGUAUUGGAAGAGAUUUAUGGAUUAUGAAGUGGAUGAGGUGGAAGAAACUGUUAAUCAUAUUGGAAAUGGUUAUGGUGAUGCCAAGAAAAAUGGGCAUGCAAAUGGAUUUGACCCUGCUUCUCAGUUGUAAAUUUGGGUUAUUAUUAUUAUUAUUAUUUUUAUUUUUUCUGUUAUUGAAAGUCAUAGCAAAUAUAGGAAAUAGGUAUAUGUGAAACAAUUAAACGGAAGCUAUAUUACAGAUGUGGUAUUAAUUUUUGCCUUUAUUUCUUUGGUCAUAGGGCCAUGGAAUCAAAAGGGAAGCUUUAAUAAGGGCAGUAGUUAUUCUCUUAUAUAUAUUUUACCUCCUUUUUGUUUGUUGUACUUUUAAAGGCUAAAAUACUUUCUUUUUCCUUA